Molecule: messenger RNA, 378 nt
Organism: Sphaeroforma arctica JP610
Lineage: Eukaryota; Ichthyosporea; Ichthyophonida
Exons: 3
Coding region: 1-378 (125 amino acids)
Source: RefSeq, a predicted model, not a curated record
AUGUCGCGACCCCAAUGUCGCGACAUGUCGCCUAAAGAAACAGUCACCACUCACCAGUUACCAGUCACCAGUCACCAGUUACCAGUCACCAGUCACCAGUCACCAGUCACCAGUCACCAGUCACCAGUCACCAGUCACCAGUCACCAGUCACCAGUCACCAGUCACCAGUCACCAGUCACCAGUCACCAGUCACCAUCACCAGUCACCAGUCACCAGUCACCAGUCACCAGUCACCAGUCACCAGUCAUCAGUCACCAGUCACCAGUCACCCGUCACCAGUCACCACUCACCACUCACCAGAGACGACACCAGGCAUCACAAGAGUGAACACCGACUUAACCACCGUCCACCAGAGUCAGGCAGUCAUCUGUCAUUAG